This is a messenger RNA of Fusarium oxysporum Fo47, 1326 nucleotides long. RefSeq names its product DUF3500 domain-containing protein. The record is from RefSeq and is a predicted model, not a curated record. Lineage: Eukaryota; Fungi; Ascomycota; Sordariomycetes; Hypocreales; Nectriaceae. Bases 1 to 1326 code for a protein of 441 amino acids. The transcript has a single exon.
AUGGAGGCCAAUACCGCAGCCAGCCAAGGAUUGUUCCGCCAGUAUUUGCCUAACUUGUCGACACCGCGAUUCGUAGCGAUGCAGCAACAAGAUGCGCACACAUACGCUGCCGAUUUCAAGAAGCACGAAAACCCGCCAUGGCUGUACGCAUUAUACGAGCACUGGACAGAUCUUUACAAGGAGCCUUUCAAAGGUGUGACAAGUGAUGGGGUUGUAAAACAAGACCUAUUUGGCUUGGAGGAUAACCAAGUUCCCAUGGCCGAUAUCAGCGCAGCAGGAAGAGAAGUGCUCAAUGCCUUGGACGAGACGCAAAAGGCAAAGACACUUUAUCACAUCGAUGACCCGCAAUGGCGAACAUGGUCGAAUCCUGAGUUCCUCUUGAGUGAUAAGGGAUUGAGAUUAGACGAAAUCAGCCCUCAAUUGAGAAACAAGGUCCUCGAGGUCCUGCGGCUCACCCUUUCACCGGAGGGAUUCGAUAAAGCUAGAUCAGCUAUGCGACUAAACGGAUUUCUCGGGGAUUUGGUUAACGCUGAACGAGUUUGCAACGAGUUCUCCUACAACUUUGCCAUCUUUGGGUUCCCUUCCGAGACUAAACCAUGGGGCUUUAGCUUCUAUGGUCACCACCUUUGUCUCAACAUUUUCCUAUAUCGAUCGCAACUUAUUAUAUCGCCCUGGUUUACUGGAGCUGAGCCCAAUGAGAUCGACGCAGGUCCGUUCGCAGGCACGACUAUUCUACAGCGAGAGGAUAGACUUGGGUUGAAACUGAUGCAGUCGCUAUCAGCAGUGCAGCAGAGCAAAGCCCAAGUUUAUGAGCUUCUACAGGACCCGUCUAUGCCAAUAGGGCGUUGGAAUCGUGAUGACCAACGGCAUCUGUGUGGAGCAUAUAGAGAUAAUCGAGUGGUCCCCUACGAAGGGAUCACGAUAUCAUCUAUGAACGAGGAACAAACCCGUCUGGUUGAAGCUAUUCUGGAAGAAUUCUUGCUAUAUCUACCCACUAUUCCCAGACAGGCUCGACUCUCCCAUAUACGAAAACACUAUGACGAGACGUAUUUCUGCUGGAUUGGCGGGUUUACUGAUACCGAUGCCUUUUAUUAUAGGCUUCAAUCUCCUGUUAUCAUUGUCGAAUUUGAUCAUCAUUCUGGAGUUUUUCUCAAUAAUAGCGAGCCGGCGAGAUUCCACAUCCACACACUUCUUCGAACACCAAAUGGCGGUGAUUACGGAAAAGCAUUGAUUCCGUUGAUUCCCGGUGAGGAGCAACGCUUCGUGUGGGUAGACAGGGAAAGUACAAGCGAUGUGGCAAGACAGAAUGGUUUCCAGGAGAAAUAG